AUGGCGCACGAACAUUGUGCUCGACACUAUUCUGAUUGGCAAAAAACGGUUCAUUGUUCAUUCGAAAAUGUCUUUACUCCAACAAUUGCCCAUACAGUUGGUGCUAAUCUUCAAAAUAUAUUGAGUAUUCAACAUUUUAAACCAGAUGCAAUGGCUAGAGAUGCUCCAUCACCACAUAUAUUUACAUGUUCAAGACGAGAAGCAAACGAUAUUCGUGAUAAACUUAUCCAAGUAACGACUGAAUCGUAUUCACAUAUUUGGUUUUCAAUGCAAACAGAUCCAUUUCAUUUUCUUCACAAUAGACGUUCAAUGUUAGAUGAUGAUCCAAUUAAAGUCAAACAAUAUCCUGUCUUUUUCUAUUUUGGUUCCAUGUAUACGUGUAGUACAUUUAAUAUUCAUAGUGAUCCACAUCCAGUUAUUUACGAUAUUGAUAUAACUAAAUGGAAAGAUGCACCGGAAACAGUUCGUAUCAUGUCUAAAGAUAGAAGGAGACAAAUCUUUAUACCGGUGAAAUGGAUACAAAAAAAAGUGCUGGUCAAUACCAAAGACCGACCAUGUGUAGUUUUAAUGUUAAAAUAUUCUGUGAAAAUGAAAAGAAAAAUGACAGUAAAUGAUAAAUCAACAUAUGAAAGAGUAUGUCGAAUAGGUGAAGAUGGAUUCGAAACGAUCGUAUCGAGAAGUUCCGAUAUUCUUCUCUCAUUUAAUGAAAUCGAACAUACAUAUGCUUUUCUGUCAGAGCUUAUACAAGAAACUGUUAAUUGUCCUCAUAGAUUUACAAUCUAUUUUGUCUCACUUAGACAAGUUUCUUUAAAUGCUAACAAUAAUAGUCAACCAUUUAAUUUACCUUCAUCAGCAUCAAAUAAACAGCAUUAUGCCUUGAAAAUGCUUUAUUCUAUGGGCUAUUUAUUUCAAGACAAAUAUUCGAAACAAAUUCAUGAUCAAUUUAUAGCAUUUGAUAAAGAAUUAUUUAAUAAUAUGUGCUAUUAUCUUAAGGAAAAACUUGAAGAAAAUCAUUGUUAUAUGUUAAAGCGUAUUUUUGAUGAAUACGAUACUUAUCUGAAAGAGAAGCGUAAAGAAGACCAAGAAUAUCCUGUACAGAAGCUUUCGUAUUGUAUUGGUUGUAUUUCAUUGACACCAUUACGACUUAUCUAUCAAAAAAUGGAAUCAUCGAUUGGAAAUCGAGCAUUAAGAAUGAAACAAUUCGGUGGUGAAGAUAUGUUUUUACUGGUACACAUUCGAGAAGAAGAUAACCAAGCAUUGAAAGAUUUCGAUAUAUCAAUUAAACGUCGACUUAAAUCGAAAAUGAUGCAUGGAAUUAAGGCUAUGGGUAGAACGUAUCGUCUCUUUGGUACAUCGACUAGUCAAUUAAAAGAAAUGUCAUUUUGGUUCGCAGCUAUUGAAGAUAGACCUAUUGAAAAAGCUUGGGAAGAGUUGGGAGAUUUUUCAUUGAUAAAUAAUGUUGCCAAAUAUGUAGCACGAAUAGGUCUUUAUUUUUCAACAUCUCAUGCAACAGGAGUUUCGUUUACAUAUGAGAAAAACUUCUCACCUAAUAAGCAAUAUGUAGCAACAACUAUUGCUGAUAUUGAAACUGACGAUAAAAAAUAUAAGUUUACUGAUGGCAUUGGAAAAAUGUCAUGGGGUAUUGCUGGUCUAGUUGCUACAAAAUUAAAUAUUCAAUUAGAAUCAAGAGAUGAUAUACCAUCAGCUUAUCAAGUUCGUAUAGCUGGUUGUAAAGGAAUGUUAUCCAUUGAUCCUGAAUCUACAUUAAAUGAUUAUUAUAUCAAAGUUAGAUUAUCAAUGGAAAAGUUCAAAUCUAAUAAUUGGGAAUUAGAAGUAUGCGAAUAUAGUAAACCACUUGAACUUAGACUCAAUAACCAAGUGAUCAUGCUUUUAUCGGAUUUGGGUAAUCCAGAUGCAGUUUUCGAAUCAUAUCAAAAUGUAAGUUUGAACACUUGCGUUGGACAAAAUAAAAAUGAACAACAACGAAAACUAAAGUUUUCAUCGGCCAAGGACGACUUAUUGAAAAAUAGAAUUCCAUUACCAUUACACGAAGCACGAAAUAUGUUUGGUGUUGCCGAUGAAACUGGUACAUUAGAAUAUGGUCAAGUUUUUAUUCAGUAUAAAAAUCUUGAUCCAACCAUUGAUAAAACAUACAUUGUUGUAACUGGUGACGUAUUAGUAGCGAAAAUGCCGUGCUUACAUCCUGGUGAUUUUCGUCGAUUGACUGCUGUCGAUGUACCUCAAUUGAAAAAAUGUAUACGUGAUUGUAUUGUAUUUCCAACCAAAGGAAAACGACCUCAUCCUAAUGAAAUGUCUGGAUCUGAUCUAGAUGGGGAUCAAUACUGGGCUUAUUGGGGUAAACAAUUGAAAAUCAGACAAAUGGAUGAACCAUUAUCAUAUGAAUCUUCACCAAGACAAGUAAAACCUAAAAUAACUUAUGAAAGUAUAGUCGAUCAUAUCAUUGAAUCAUUUGGAGCUGGAAGUCAAGGUAUUAUUUGUGAUGUACAUUUAGCAAUCGCUGAUUCUCAUCCAAAACGUACAAGAUCAGAUGAAUGCAAAUAUUUAGCUGAAUUAUUUGCAUGUGCUGUUGAUGCACCGAAAACAGGUGAAAUUAUUGAAUUAGAUAAAGUUUAUGAAUUAAGAGCAAGAUAUUGUCGAGGAUAUCCAGAAUUUAUGAAAAAAUACGAUCAACCAAUACGUGAAUCGCAUAGUAUUUUAAAUAAAUUAUUUUUAAAUGCAAGACGUCAUUUCUUUGAGCAACGUCAGGCAGGUCUUCAUAUACCACCAUCGCAGCCUCUUGUGCGAUCCGAUUCAGCUGCUCCAAAAGCUCGUGCCCAACGAAAAACUGGAGCAAGUGUUCAAGACAAAGAAUUUCAAGAAUGGCUUUCAUCUCUCAACAUUUAUGAAUCAGACAAUAAAAUUCACGAAGCUAAGCCUGUCUUGGCAAACAUCAAAGCGAGUAAAAGCUCCGCUAAAAGUUUUGAUACCGCAAGCAGCAUAAUUGAUGUGACAUCUUCGAAAUCAUCAAUAGAACAACCAUUUACAGAUGCUAAAAAGCAAAGAAACAUUCCAUCAAAAAAAGAAAAACUUCCUGUUGAAUCGAAAUCAUCUGGAUCAGCUUCAACUGAAUCUAAAACAUCAAAAGAAAAUAAAGCAAAAGUAGAACCUAUCCCUACGUCCGAUAAAUCAAUUACAUUAAUCGAUUCUGGUGCGCCAUCAGUUUCACCGCAACCAUCACCAAAUCCUUCUUUUAUUUCUGAGAAUGUUCUCAAUCGAAAUAUUGUUUUCAAUGGUAUGACAGCAAUAACCAAUCGGCUUAAAUGGGUUCAAACAAGUAGCAAUACUUUUACAGUUGAUCUGGAUGCAAAAGGAAACAGUAAAGAUAAUGCAGUGGAUAAAAUAGUUAGUGUUAUGCUCGACCGAAGAGAAACAUCAUCAUUUUCGGCCGAUCCUAAAUUAACACUUGUAAUAUUAUGGGGUGAACUUAAUAUAAGAAUUCCUCAAGCAACGGAUGAUACAAAACCAAAAAAUAUUAAAGAACUUACUCAACGAAUUAAAGAUAAUAAUGAUAUUGAAUUUUCGUUUAGAGAAUCUGAUAUCAAAACUGUUACAGAAGAACAUGAACCAUCUAGCAAAUCAACAGCAGUAUAUGUUCUUGUCUGUAAAUGUUCCGAUAUUGCACCAAGCGAUAUAGCGCUCAUAUUCGAUGAUAAAAAGAAAUUAAAGAAAAUUUUUUUUACUUCUCGAGAGUGGAUUUGUGCUGUUCGAGAUGGUGAAGAACUUAUGGAUAGUUACUAUGAAAUUCGACGUACAACCAACGAAAUCGAUUCCAAACAUGAGUCAUUCUCUGACUAUUUGAAAUCAUUAUUCAAAGAUCCUAACUCACUAGAUAUUUUAACAGGUAGAAGUCCACAAAUUUCAAUCGUCAGUGAACAAUUUAAACCAAGCGUACAAAUUAUUUCUUUACAACGAUUGGUUCGUUGUGACUAUGCUUUUUUAAGUCAACGAAAAUCAUAUCAAAGUCAAUUUGAUACAUUGACAAAUCUCGACUGGACCUUUUAUCAUGUUACACGUAUUUCUACAGAAAAGACAAGUGAUAAAAUUUCAACACAAGAUACAAUUGAAUUUCAGGCAACACCUAUUCAAUUGGCAAAAAAAUGUGAACAAGACUUGAAAAAUUUAUGUAAUUUAGCAGAGAAGUUUUUUGACUAA
Rotaria sp. Silwood1 is the source of this 4212-nucleotide messenger RNA. NCBI's taxonomy places the organism in Eukaryota, Metazoa, Rotifera, Eurotatoria, Philodinida, Philodinidae. The record is from the annotation of a GenBank genome assembly.